CUUCAAUCUUUGGUGUUGGCUCGGUUUUGAGAAAACACGUGAGCAUCACGUGCGUCUUCUUCUUCAACAUCUCUGACCCCUAAAACUUCAAAACAUCUCUCAAACCACCGACGGCGACUUGAAAUAUCGAUUGCUGGACGUCGGAAUUUGUCGCCACCGGAAUUUUUUACAUGUGAAAAACUCGUCUGUAAAGAUGAUGAACAUAUCUGCUCGAUCCAAAUUCCAAAAGAGGAGUAUCUCAACUCUACCUCAUCUAUGUCAGAGAUUUAAACAAACAGAGAAGGAGAUUGUUCAGAUGUUUAGUGAACCGAAUCAUGAGGAAUCUGAGAAGCCUCAAGAGAAGUGGAAACUAUCUAGAAAGGAUCCAUCAGUGAAGAUGUUGGAUGAGAGAUUCAUUAGGAUAGUGAAAAUCUUCAAAUGGGGACCUGAUGCUGAGAAAGCCUUGGAUGUGCUUAAACUUAAAGUGGAUCAUCGAUUAGUUCGUUCCAUUCUUGAGAUAGACGUUGAGAUUAAUGUCAAGAUUCAGUUUUUCAAAUGGGCUGGUAAAAGAAGGAACUUUCAGCAUGAUUCCUCCACUUACAUGACCUUAAUACGUUGCCUUGAAGAAGCUAGGCUUUAUGGUGAAAUGUAUAGAACGAUACAAGAGGUGGUUCGUAACACAUAUGUUAGUGUUAGCCCUUCUGUGCUCUCUGAGCUUGUGAAAGCAUUGGGGAGAGCUAAGAUGGUUGGUAAGGCCUUGUCGGUUUUUUAUCAGGCGAAAGGACGCAAGUGCAAACCCACUUCGAGCACUUACAACUCGGUGAUUCUAAUGUUGAUGCAAGAAGGACAGCACGAGAAAGUCCAUGAGGUUUAUACUGAGAUUUGAUUUUUGUAAGAGUUGAUUUCUCUAAAUGGAAUAACAAAAAAAUGAAAAAAGAAAUAGAAGCUGAAAGAUUA
Molecule: messenger RNA, 936 nt
Organism: Camelina sativa (false flax)
Lineage: Eukaryota; Viridiplantae; Streptophyta; Magnoliopsida; Brassicales; Brassicaceae
Product: pentatricopeptide repeat-containing protein At3g16010
Biological process (GO): positive regulation of translation
Cellular component (GO): chloroplast stroma
Molecular function (GO): mRNA binding; rRNA primary transcript binding; protein binding
Source: RefSeq, a predicted model, not a curated record